AUGCGGAUGGGAAUCUCUUUGACUAUCAUUCAUCAUUCAUCUCUUCACCCAUCUGUCAUAGGUGCUUAUCCGCAACAAUCAGCCUCGUCCAUGCGGUCCACUGCUCGACGUCGAAGAGGUGCAUGCCAGGCUUGUAGAGACAAGAAAGUCCGGUGCGAUGGGAAAAAGCCCUCAUGCUCCGAGUGUGAAAAGAACGGUCUCGAAUGCAUUCCUGCUCCAAGAACUAAAAAGUUGGGGCGGCCACCGGGCACCCGGGUCAUGAACCGUGUUCCGCCAACUCCAUCUACGGCUUCAUCAAGUCCCAGCAUCACCACUAGCAUCGCAGAAACGGGUGAACUCUCCACAACAGGCCUUCUUGAUACGUCGGAAGAUUUCUCUGGCGAUCAUCUUGAUGCCCCCUCAGGACCAUUCCGCCGUCACUCAGAUACACCCAGCCUCAAUUCGUCAGCAGAGUCACUUUGCCAAACUGAAAGCACCCAGCUAGAUGCAUUUUAUGAUGUGGACUUUUCUACCAGCUGGGACCUUGUCACCCAUGACUUGGAUUCUUUACUGCUUCCAUCAACAAAUCUGGACAUCCCGAUAUCAGACCAAGUAGACAAAUACGCCAAGUCGAAAGCUAUACCUUCGAAUAGCUAUCAACAACUCAGCAGUGUACUACUGCAGACGGAGUGCCGUGGCAGAACCGAUCUGAUAUCCAUGUUUCUACUCAAUAUUGACAAGUCAAGGACGAUUGAGAGCCCGAAAUCUCAGGAGGUAGAGAUGAUGCUACGGAAGCUGAUAUCGAGCACACGGGCUCUCUUCUACAGUGCCCCUCUCCAACUCGACUUGCAGCAAACUUGGAAUGAGCAACGUCUGGAAGGAACUCAAUUACGGGCCUACUUGAGUGAUUUCUACAACGGGUCCUUCGACGGGCCACAGUUGUUUAUAGACCGAGAUUUCGCGGAGCAUGUUACCGACCAAGUGUUCAUUCAACAUCACAGCGGCUUGGCGUACUCAGCUCUGGCAAAUGCUAUUCUCACAGUCUGCGUCUUCCGACGAUCACAGGGAAUAGAAGAUAGCACACGAGAGGAGACUGCUUCAGCAUUCUUUCUCCAGGCUAUGCGCGCACAUGACACCUUUCAUGCGUAUGACAGCAGCCAAGAUACGCUUCUACACCUUCAGGCGUCUGCCAUCUUGCUAUACUGCAGUCAGAUACUAUGCCCUUCAAAUUUUGACCGUCUCCUCGCCAGCGCCGUGCAACUGUCACUUCGAAUGCGACUAGACAGCAAGCAUGCUAUCCAGCAGACGUACUCGUCUUCUCAAGAACAAAGACGCGCGCAGCAAACAUUUUGGUUUCUCUACACGCUGGAGAAGCCCUAUUCGAUGCGCACUGGAAUCUCCUCUAUGAUAAACGACACAUGCAUUGACUAUUCUCCCCAAAGGGUUGAGGUGUCAACCAGCAGCGCCGACAGAAAUGAUAUUCUGGACCAAGACAUUAUCCCGCUCUACGAGUAUGCUACCUUGUGUUCUAAUGUGAUACCACAGCUAUAUACCGGGAACGGAAUUCGAGAUGCCCAGAAGAUGGAGUCAACGAUCUCUAGUCUACACACACGCUUCGUUGCAUGGAGGGACAGCUCGCUACGAGCACUCCGUUACCAAUCUGCUCACAGGUUCAGUCCUGGCUCUCGGUCCGCAUCGCAUCUGGAAGAUUCAAUCAACAUCCGUUAUUAUGAACUGGUCCUGGUGCUUCAAGGCCGGUGGCACUGUCCUGGUUGGCGGACCUUCCAAGGCGAAUCUUCUUCCCUUGGAGUGAUUCAGGAAACUGUCUCCGAUGCUGUGCGAAGCAUGAGCCGUCUAUGUUCGAGAGACAUGUUCUACGAAGAGUCUACUAGGAGCAUCCUCUUCUAUCUAGCUGUGGUCGUGGCUGGCAUCUCGUUCUGCGAUAUUUACAACAAACGGGGCUCAGAAGAGGAUCUUGCCCGUCUUGGAAUACUUUUAGGGUACUUUGGUCGCUCACUGAAUAAGAGCCGAGGAAUUUUUCAUCAAGUGUUGGCGCUUGUGACCGUGGCCAGCGAGGUUCUUGAGCAAUCUCCGAGCUAA
Fusarium falciforme is the source of this 2079-nucleotide messenger RNA. RefSeq names its product Zn(2)-C6 fungal-type domain-containing protein. NCBI's taxonomy places the organism in Eukaryota, Fungi, Ascomycota, Sordariomycetes, Hypocreales, Nectriaceae. Gene Ontology annotation, biological process: regulation of DNA-templated transcription; DNA-templated transcription. The transcript has 10 exons. Bases 1 to 2079 code for a protein of 692 amino acids. Gene Ontology annotation, molecular function: DNA-binding transcription factor activity, RNA polymerase II-specific; zinc ion binding; DNA binding. The record is from RefSeq and is a predicted model, not a curated record.